Messenger RNA from Populus trichocarpa (black cottonwood), 1822 nucleotides. RefSeq names its product allantoinase. Gene Ontology annotation, molecular function: cobalt ion binding; zinc ion binding; allantoinase activity. The record is from RefSeq and is a predicted model, not a curated record. The transcript is spliced from 15 exons. Gene Ontology annotation, cellular component: cytoplasm. Bases 145 to 1659 code for a protein of 504 amino acids. NCBI's taxonomy places the organism in Eukaryota, Viridiplantae, Streptophyta, Magnoliopsida, Malpighiales, Salicaceae. Gene Ontology annotation, biological process: purine nucleobase catabolic process; allantoin catabolic process.
CAAAUCAAAAGUUGAUCUGCGCCGCACGUGAUUGGUCAUCACUAACCAAACGCCCUCUAAUCUUUCCAUUUCCUUUUGCUCCCCAGUGUAAUAAAGCCAUGCUAAUAAGAAUAAGAAAGCCAUAGAGAAAGAAGGAAAAAGGAUAUGGACUAUCUUCAAUUGCGAGUCUUACCUCUACUAGCACUGCUCGCUUCUCUUAUCUACUUCUUCUACUUUCAGGAUUCUCCCACGCUCUUUGAAAGAAGUGAUUGUAGCCUCUUUCCUUAUAAUCAUUACUGGAUUAUUAGUAAGCGUAUUGUGACACCUCAUGGAGUUAUUUCUGGUGCAGUGGAGGUAAAGGAAGAGAAAAUCGUGUCUAUAAUUAAGGAAGAGGAUUGGCAUGGUAAUUUGAAAAAGGGGCAAAUAAUUGAUUAUGGAGAAGCUGUUGUCAUGCCUGGCUUGAUUGAUGUGCAUGCACAUCUUAAUGAUCCGGGAAGAACUGAAUGGGAGGGGUUUCCUUCUGGGACUAGAGCAGCUGCUGCUGGUGGUAUUACAACAUUGAUUGACAUGCCUUUGAAUAAUUUUCCCGCAACUGUUUCUGCAGAAACUCUAAAACUCAAGAUUGACGCUGCAGAGAAGAACAUCUACGUUGAUGUUGGUUUUUGGGGAGGUCUUGUUCCUGAAAAUGCAUUCGAUGCAAAUUCUCUAGAAGCCCUCCUAAGUGCCGGUGCUCUUGGUUUGAAGUCUUUCAUGUGUCCUUCGGGGAUCAAUGACUUCCCAAUGACCAAUUCCAGUCAUAUCAAGGAGGGACUAUCUAUACUGGCAAAGUACAGAAGACCUUUACUUGUACAUGCAGAGAUUCCCCAAGAUUCUGAAAGCCACUUAGAAAACGGUGAAAAUGACCCUCGAUCUUAUUCAACAUACCUUAAGACAAGGCCACCAUCAUGGGAGGAGGCAGCGAUUAGAGAGCUCUUGACAGUGUCCAAGGACACUAGGAUCGGUGGUCCUGCCGAAGGAGCUCAUCUUCAUGUUGUUCAUUUGUCCGAUGCAGGUUCCUCCCUCCAGCUUCUAAAGGAAGCAAAAAGUAAUGGUGACAGCGUAACUGUUGAGACAUGUCCCCAUUACCUAGCCUUUUCGGCAGAAGAGAUUAAGGAUGGAGACACUUGUUUUAAAUGUGCUCCACCAAUCCGUGACGCAGCUAAUAAAGAAAGAUUAUGGACGGCUCUAUUGGAAGGUGACAUCGACAUGUUAAGUUCUGAUCAUUCACCAUCAGUUCCUGAUCUUAAACUCUUCGAUGAAGGUAACUUUUUGAAGGCUUGGGGUGGCAUAUCUUCUUUGCAGUUUGUUCUUCCUGUGACAUGGUCACAUGGACGGCAAUAUGGUGUCACUCUGGAACAGCUGGCUUUGUGGUGGAGUGAAAGGCCUGCCAAGCUUGCUGGGCAGGAUUUGAAGGGGGCCAUUGCAGUAGGAAACCAUGCAGACAUUACGGUAUGGGAGCCAAAUGUGGAGUUUGAGCUCAACAAUGAUCUUCCUGUUUACCUUAAACAUCCUAGUAUCUCAGCCUACAUGGGAAGCAAACUUUCUGGAAAAGUUAUGUCAACAUUUGUCAGAGGAAACCUGGUCUACAAAGAGGGAAAGCACGCUCCUGCUGCUUGUGGUGCUCCUAUCUUAGCUACAUAAUGGGAUAAAUAAGAACAGGAAGCCCUGUAGUUUAAUUUCCAAAUUUUCUCUCCAAGAGGCCUUUUUUAUUUAUUUGGAUUUCAAUUUUGAAUUUCCUAGCUUCCUAAUCUCUUCAAAAUGUUGUUCAUUUCCCACUCAAGUACUAUCAAGGUGUCUUAGUAGC